GGACGGAUUGGCUUAAACGUGGUGAGUACUCCCUUCGCAAAGGCUUCCCCUUGGUGGAGGACGUCGAGUUCGUCAUCCCCUACAACAAGGCUCAGCCCGACGGAGACUGCUACUGGCGCGCCCUCUCCUACCAGCUCUACGGCACCGACGAGCACUGGGCGCUCGUCAAAGCCGAGCAUCUCGAGUACGUAUACAUGGUCCUUACCCGCCCGCAACACCCGCGAUACGAGCUCUACCAAACGCUCAAUAACCGCUUCUUCGACACAGCAUCCCCAGCCUCCGAGCCGGACCGAGGUAAAUUCAAGGCGAACAUCUGGCAGAUGCUCCUUCUUGCGCACACUUGGACCCCUGGCGUCAUGCAGCAAAUCACCGCUGACCUCUACAAUAUCUGUAUCAUCACCUUUUCCUACAAGGCAGACCACCUUCGGGAAUUCGAGGUGUCUGAAGUCAGCGUCCGGGGCACAUACAACAGCCGUCACAUCUUCCUCGGGUUCGUCAACGAUAAUCAUUUCCAGCCCAUGACGACGAAUCAAUACAAGAUGUGGGAAUUCCGCUACCCCCGUGUAACAGUCGAGGCCACCGCCGCCUUCGCCCAUGCCCCAAAGGAGACCUCUACCAAGACCACCACUCAGCACCCCUGGCGAAACGAGUUUACCAGAGAGAUCCCCCCUCCCGUCCCUCGAGGCCAUGGCUGUGACGUCAACAAGCUGCGCGAGUUCAUGGGGUCUAAGCCCCUGUGCUAAGUGGAAUGAGAGAAACCCAGAAAACCCAUUCUUACCACACCAAAGGUGGGCUUAGUCUGGAAUGAACUGGAUAUUCCGAAGGAGUAGUUUGGAAUAGGCCCAAUACCCCACUAGGUCAGAUGAAUGGCUUGGCAAAUGGACUACUACACGAAGCAGUAUUGGUAUAGAGAUAAUCUUGUGCUUUAGGAAAAAACGCAUCACCAUGAAGAUUAGUGGUACAGCGAAAG
Molecule: messenger RNA, 970 nt
Organism: Pseudomassariella vexata
Lineage: Eukaryota; Fungi; Ascomycota; Sordariomycetes; Amphisphaeriales; Pseudomassariaceae
Exons: 1
Coding region: 195-743 (182 amino acids)
Source: RefSeq, a predicted model, not a curated record